Messenger RNA from Pseudovirgaria hyperparasitica, 973 nucleotides. RefSeq names its product S-adenosyl-L-methionine-dependent methyltransferase. NCBI's taxonomy places the organism in Eukaryota, Fungi, Ascomycota, Dothideomycetes, Acrospermales, Acrospermaceae. The transcript is spliced from 2 exons. The record is from RefSeq and is a predicted model, not a curated record. Bases 179 to 859 code for a protein of 226 amino acids. Gene Ontology annotation, molecular function: O-methyltransferase activity; S-adenosylmethionine-dependent methyltransferase activity.
GUCGCACCCUGAAGAAAUAUCUUCACGUUUGGGCAUACGCACGUGUUCUAGAGUUCUGCCAUUGGUCGAAUCACUCCAAUGCACAUCCAUUUCGGACCAGCAUUCGGAUCGCCGGAUCGGAUCGGACUUUGUAGUCCGAAUAUGAAAGGGGGCUUCAAGGGUCUUUUGAGAUAUAUAAAUGCUCAUAGACGACGUUGAAUAUUGCUCAUUAUCUCUUCAUCUGAGUUCAGAUCUUGCUAUCACGAUGGAUUCUCCUUACCAAAAUCUCCUUACACACAACAAACGGCUCCGAAAUGCCAUCUCUCGAGCCGAGACUGAAGGCAUCCCUGCCAUACAAGUUUCACCUGCUCACGGGCGCCAGCUCUCCAUCCUCUGCCAGCUCAUGCAAGCCAAAUCCGUCCUUGAAAUAGGCACCCUCGCCGGCUACUCCACAAUCUGGCUCGCGGAGUCUGUCCCAGGCAUCAAGGUCACAUCCAUCGACCACAAUCCGAAGCAUCGCAGUAUCGCCGAAGUCAAUCUCCGCGGCCUGGACAACGUCGAUCUCCGCCUAGGCUCGGCCCUUGAUAUCUUGCCAGACUUGCAGGCCUCAGGGGCCGUAUUUGACUUUGUCUUGAUUGAUGCUGAUUGGGAAAAUCAGCAUCUGUAUUUUGAUUGGGCUGUGAAGAUGACGAGGAAGGGAGGUUGUAUUUAUGUGGACAAUGUGGUCCGGAAGAUCACCGAGGGCGUGGAGAGAAAGGAUCCUGAUCCCCAAUCUCUUAUUGAGCAGGUCAAGGGUGACAGCCGAGUCACUGCUACAUUACUUUCGGCAUUGGGCAGUCGAAAUGUGGUAGAUGGGUACAUUUUGGCUUUGGUAAAGUGAGAAGAAAUGUCGAAGCUGACAUCCUGGGAUGCCUGUUUAGGUUAGUGCUUGUCGAUAGCGUCGGUUAUAGAAUUCGGAUCUCCGAUUUGCGUCGGCUUAACCACUCUGUCAUGA